UUUAAGUUGUGACCAGUAAAUUCAUCGUUUUACCCGUGUAAUUCUUCGGCUUAAGUUAAAAUUGGGGUUCAUUUCAACUCCCCAUCGUGUGCUCUAUCGUCUAAAAUACGAGUUUUCUGCAGUGAAUAAUUAAAUAAGGAGUAUUUCUGGAAAAGAAAAUUUUCGGAAACCAUCUCGAACCUGAGGUGCGUCCGGCCAUCUUUGAACAUCACAUAUAUUCCGUCAACAUCAACAUCUUCUGUUACUACUACGAACACAUCAUGGUGAGAGGUACCAAAUCAAAACGCGCCAGGGACGAACUGGAUAAGUCUCAAGAUACUGCCGAACCUAGUGAUCUACUGAGUCGUAUUCAAUCUAUGAUUGAUGCAGCCAUCCAGGAACUUGUGUCAAAAAUCCAAGAAACAAAUGCUGAGCUGCGUGCUGAAAUCAACACCCUGCGGAAAGAAGUUCAGACUUACAAGGUUGAAAGUAUGAAUGAAAUACAACGGGUAACCGACUCUAUUGCAAAGUCAAUAGUAGGGCGGCCGGCGAUUCAUAAAGUUCACCGCGCACCAAAUCAGCUGGUCAUCAUCUCUAAGCUCAGCUCAGCUCAGCUCGCAAUCCCAGCUAAGCACUGGAGGCCCGUUUCACCAGAAAUCUCCCACGCCUCAUCUCGGCAAAAGAUCUUUCGAAGUACACCGGCGUUUGACGUUUGGCGGCGGCUGUCUGAGCGAGGUACUUUGUUGUGGUGCGAUUUCUGCGAUCAGUUCCCUUCCUCUUGUGAAUGGUCAGGCCCUAGUCGAGUACCGAAAAGCUUGCAACUUCCUCCGGUGUGCUGUAGUAAUCCCAUUGUCUGGUCUGGUCUGGACCGAUCAAUCUUCACCCGAUACGCCCUCAAAAUGAAGCGAAACGAAAUGUGGUGUGAAAAUGGACAACGGCAGUCUGGCGGUUCGAUAUGGCGAUUAUUAAGUAAAUCGAAACGCCCAAUAGCUCAGACCUCAUCGCAGGCCAUUGGGCUGAAUCGAUGGGCCUGUCAGAAUAGUUCGCGCUAA
This is a messenger RNA of Uranotaenia lowii, 1031 nucleotides long. RefSeq lists its product as uncharacterized. Bases 261 to 1031 code for a protein of 256 amino acids. The transcript is spliced from 3 exons. The record is from RefSeq and is a predicted model, not a curated record. NCBI's taxonomy places the organism in Eukaryota, Metazoa, Arthropoda, Insecta, Diptera, Culicidae.